AUGGGAUUUCUGAGCAGCUUGUUGGAAAUCCUUGGAUUUGGAAUUGGAAUUCCUCUGGGACUCUUGGUGGGGUUUUACUAUUUCAUAUAUUCGAAACCCAACGAAGUAAAGGAACCAGUGAUCAAGACACUUCAUGAGUUGGAUAAAAGUGCUUUGCAAGACCUUCUUCCGGAUAUUCCAUUGUGGGUGAAGAACCCAAAUUAUCAUAGAGUAGACUGGAUGAACAAGUUCAUUUCAGAUUUAUGGCCUUACAUUGACAAGGAAAUUACUGGUAUGAUAAGAAGCACGGCUGAACCUAUAUUUUCCGAGUACAUUGGGAAGUUUCAGAUUAAAGAAAUCGAGUUUGAGAGACUAAGCAUUGGAACAAUUCCUCCUGUUCUAAAUGGUCUUAAAGUGUACGAGACUAAUGAGAAGGAAUUAAUCAUGGAGCCAUCAAUAAAAUGGGCAGGCAAUCCCAACAUAGUUGUAGUUGUAAAUAUUUGUUCUUUACCAAUUAGAGUGCAGUUAGAGGACUUACAAAUAUUUUUGGCCCCAAGGAUAACUUUGACACCUCUUGUGCCUGCCUUCCCAUGUUUUGCAAACAUAGUGGUGUCAUUGAUGGAAAAGCCUCAUGUAGAUUUUGGAAUGAGCAUAUUGGGAGGUGAUCUCAUGUCUAUACCUGGCCUCUACCAUUUUGUACAGGGAACCAUAAAAAAGGAAGUUGCAGACCUCUACCUCUGGCCUCAAACUCUUGAAAUACCUAUACUUGAUGCUUCAACUGUGGCUGUAAAAAAGCCGGUGGGAAUACUACAUGUGAAUGUUGUUCAAGCAGUUAAACUCAUAAAGAAGGAUAUUCUAGGAUCAUCGGAUCCCUAUGUCAAACUCAGCUUGACUGGAGAUAAGCUACCAGCUAAGAAAACAAGUAUCAAGAAAAAGAAUUUGAACCCCGAGUGGAAUGAGAAGUUCAAGCUUAUUGUGAAGGAUCCCAAUUCCCAGUUUCUUCAGUUACAAGUCUUUGAUUGGGACAAGGUUGGUGGACAUGAUAGGAUAGGCAUGCAGUUAGUUCCUCUCAAAAUGCUUACACCUUUCGACAUGAAGGAGUUCAAACUUGAUUUGCUCAGCGACAGAAAUGAUACUUGUUGUUUUCAAAGCAAGAACCAAAGAGGGCAAUUGGUGGUCGAGCUGAAGUUUGUGCCUUUCAAAGAGGAAAUGGGGAGAUUUAGUGGACCUUUGGAUAUCAUGGAGCCAAAGGAAAACGAAACUACUAAUGAAAUUGGAAUCAAAGAAGUGUCAUUGUCCUUGGAUGAUGGGAGCACUCUAGGUGGAGCUGGUUUACUAUCAGUUAUAAUCCAAGGAGCUGAGAAUGUAGAAGGCAGAUGUCACAACAAUCCUUAUGCUUUGAUCAUCUUUGGAGGAGAAACAAAGAAAACAAAGAUGAUUCGAAAAACUCGUGAUCCAAGAUGGGAUGAAGAAUUCCAGUUCAUGCUCGAGGAGCCUCCUUUACAUGAGAUAAUUCACAUUCAAGUUAUCAGCAAGCGAACAGGAUUUGGUUUUCGAUUUAAGGAGUCGUUAGGAUAUGUGGAGUUUACUCUUGCAGAUGUUGUACACAACGGCCGGAUCAACCAGAAAUAUCACUUGAUCGAUUCGAAGAAUGGAGUUAUACAUGUUGAGAUCAUCUGGAAGAAGAUAUGAGGAAUGGAACCUGGACAUUAACCUAGAACUAGAGGGGAGAACAAUCAGAACAUUGUUGACUCUGUGAAUCAAAGUUCAUACAGUACUA
This is a messenger RNA of Fragaria vesca subsp. vesca, 1759 nucleotides long. RefSeq names its product synaptotagmin-3-like. Gene Ontology annotation, molecular function: lipid binding. The coding region runs from base 1 to 1671 and encodes 556 amino acids. The record is from RefSeq and is a predicted model, not a curated record. The transcript is spliced from 11 exons. Gene Ontology annotation, cellular component: endoplasmic reticulum. NCBI's taxonomy places the organism in Eukaryota, Viridiplantae, Streptophyta, Magnoliopsida, Rosales, Rosaceae.